Hydatigera taeniaeformis is the source of this 396-nucleotide messenger RNA. Lineage: Eukaryota; Metazoa; Platyhelminthes; Cestoda; Cyclophyllidea; Taeniidae. The record is from the annotation of a GenBank genome assembly.
AUGCCUGUUGUAGCCCACUACGAGCGUGCUGUGGUAUUCCGACUGGGUCGGCUAUUCGCCUCCGAGGCUCAAGGUCCAGGACUCAUCUUCCUUCUCCCCUGUUUGGACAACUGUCGUGUGGUUGAUCUCCGCACUUUCACCUUCAAUGUGCCCACGCAAGAGGUGCUCACCAAGGACUCCCUCACUGUAGCUGUGAAUGCUGUAGUCUACUACCGGAUUCGUAAUCCCGUCUGUGCUGUGGUGAAUGUUGAGGAUGCCAACAGAUCCACCCGAUUGCUUGGACAGACCACACUUCGGAAUGUCCUUGGCACUGUCAAUUUGGAUGAACUGCUUACCGCAAGGGAGGAUAUUGCCAUUCUCAUGCAAAAGACCCAACAGUUGGUAGUAGCGUGUUGA